CUGAACUGGACCUGGACUAAAGCGGGACUAAAACUAGACUAAACCAGGACUAAAGCAGGACUAAACUAGGACAAAAAACUGGACUAAACCAGGACUAAACAAGAUUAGACCAGGUCUAAAUCAGGACAAAAUCAGGACUAAACUAAGACUAAACCAGGACUAGAACUGGACUAAAGCAGGAUUAAAGCUGGUCUAAACUAGGACUCAAGCAGGGCAAAACCAAUAUGAAACCAGGAGCAAACCUGGUCUAAACCUGGACUUAGUCAGAACUGAACAAGGACUAAACCAGUAUUAAACCAGGCCUAAACCUACUUUAGAUGGAGACCCUGCGCAGAGUCCUGGUGUUUGUGGCCAAAGACCGGUCCAGUCCUCAGAAAGUCCAGUUCCUGCAGAGCGUGGUGGGACUUUUGGACAGUGCAGACGAUGAGCUGAAGGUGAACUUUAAACUGGAGCAAAACCAGUUCAUCUUGAUAAAAGACUCCAGUCCCCAACAAGUCCCUCUGAGGAGACCAUCCUUCUGUCCGAUCAAGCACCUCUCCAUCACAGAGGCUGCUGCAAUCCCACUGGACGUCAGGCAGAGGGGAGUGGAUGUGGGAGUGGCCAUUCUGCUGCAGUCGUCCGAUCAGAGGCUUCUCCUGACACGACGAGCUAAACACCUGAGAAUCUUCCCCAACGUCUGGGUCCCCCCAGGUGGACAUAUUGAACCAGACGAGACGGUCCUGGAGGCUGGACUCCGGGAGCUGAAAGAGGAAACUGGACUCCAUCUGGAGCAAGACCAGGUUCAUACCCGGAUCCUGGGACUUUGGGAGUCGGUGUUUCCUGCGAUGUUGAGCAGAGGACUUCCUCAGAGACAUCACAUCGUGGUCUACAUCCUCCUCAUGACCCCCAGAGACCACCAGCAACUGCAGGAGGACCUGAGUCCAUCGGCACUGGAGGUGAGUGCCUGUCUGUGGGCGGAGCCUCGUCUGAUCCGAGCCGCUUUGUCCAAAGAGGACUACAGCAAAGACUCAGUCAGGGCCUAUGAGGUCUCGCUGGAGGGGUCUCUCAAGGGAGUCUCGAUCCCAGUCUCGGUCUUCAAGACCUCGGCUCCGGAUCAUGGACCGGAUCUGGAGAGGAUCAGCACUGGGACCAAGUAUGCCCUGAGACUGUGGCUCCAGGACCUAACCGGACCUGAGACUGGACUGGAUCUGAAUCCGGACUGGAGCUAAGCCAGAUCUGGUGGACUGCGGUGGAAAAGUCUUGUGAUGAGACCAAGAGCUGUGGUGGUUUGCGC
Molecule: messenger RNA, 1273 nt
Organism: Periophthalmus magnuspinnatus
Lineage: Eukaryota; Metazoa; Chordata; Actinopteri; Gobiiformes; Gobiidae
Gene: nudt17
Product: nudix (nucleoside diphosphate linked moiety X)-type motif 17
Exons: 8
Coding region: 318-1208 (296 amino acids)
Biological process (GO): NAD+ catabolic process; NADP+ catabolic process
Cellular component (GO): cytosol
Molecular function (GO): NADH pyrophosphatase activity
Source: RefSeq, a predicted model, not a curated record